Trichobilharzia regenti is the source of this 2007-nucleotide messenger RNA. The record is from the annotation of a GenBank genome assembly. Lineage: Eukaryota; Metazoa; Platyhelminthes; Trematoda; Strigeidida; Schistosomatidae.
UGACCUUGAGAAAUCCAUUUAACUUGUUUUUCUAUCUAUCUGAAAGCUUGUCAUCUCUCUCAUUUUAAUUUUAUUAUUAUUCUCUGAUAUGGAUCCUAAUUAUUCUGACUUUUCAGCAUGGAAUUUAAAUAAUCCCCAACAACCGAAUCCCGGUUAUCCUGGUUAUCCAGGUCAACCGACAUCAGGAUAUCCAAACGCACAAUUUGGCGGAUACCCCGAUACCUCGUCUUUAGGGGUAUUUGCUAAUCCAAACACUGUAAACUAUCCUAAUCCCACACCAGGAGGAUAUAUGUCACCGAUGACAAGUGGAUUUGUUAACCCCCCAUCACCAUCAAUAGGCGAAUAUUUUAAUGGUCCACCUUGUAGUGCUCCUGGAGGUUUUCCUGACCAACUGCCAAUCAACACUCCAAGUGCACCAUUCGCAGGACAGAUAAACUUCACAAAUCCUCCACCGUAUGCUGGCGCUGUAUCAACAAGAGAUUCGUAUAUACCAGGUACAGCUCCUUAUCAAAUGGACUAUUCCAGUGUAAUGCAAACUCCAUAUGCAGUUGGAAAUCCUGGUUUGCAGACUUUACAAACCGAUUGUUUACCAUCUCCUUCAAAUCGAAGUUCCUACAUUGAUGAUAAUCCAGCUAACCAAAGACAAAAUUCAAUGUAUUCAAUGUUUGAUGGUUUACCAGCGCCUAUUUCAUGUCAGUCUACGGAUAUGUCAUCAUCAUCAUCAUCACGAGUUUUUGGAUUCUCAGAAUCAGCACCUCAUGAAGAUAUAAUGGAACCAACACUAAGACCAGCAGCCAACUUCUGUGUUGAACGAGAUUGUGAACGUUUAAAGAAAGCAAUGGCUGGUAUAGGUGCAAAUGAAAAAGAGAUUGCUGAAGUAAUGGGUCAUAGAUCUGUAGAACAACGUGUAGCUAUUGUCCAGAAAUAUAAAUCAAUGUAUGGAAAAGAUUUAUAUCAAAAAUUUAAAUCAGAAUUACAUGGACGCUUUGAAGAUUGUAUCGUCGCCCUGUGCUAUACACCAGUCGAGUUCGAUGCACUGGAACUACGUAGAGCAAUGAAAGGUGCUGGGACAGAUGAAGAUGCCUUGAUUGAAAUACUUUGUUCACGGACGAAUGAACAAAUCAGAAGAAUCAAAGAAGUAUAUCCAAAAUUGUUCAAUGGUCGUAAUUUAGAAAAAGAUGUUGAGAAUGAUACUACACGUCAUUUCAAACAAAUAUGUAUUGCACUACUGCAAGGGAAUAGAGAUGAAUCUGCCUAUGUUGAUAAAAAUCUUGCACGAAGAGAUGCUGAAGAUUUAUACAGAGCUGGAGAACAAAGGGUUGGAACAGAUGAAUCAAAGUUCAUUCAUAUUUUGGUUACACGAUCUUAUGCUCAUUUACGUGCUGUAUUCGAUGAAUACACAUCACUUGGUAAACGUAAUAUGAAAGAUGCUUUAAAAUCAGAAAUGCAUGGACAUACACUGAGUGCUUUACUUUCAAUUGUUCGAUGUAUACAAAAUAAGCCAAGAUACUUUGCAACUAAAUUACUCAAAGCAAUGAAAGGUGUUGGAAAAGACGACAGAACUGUUAUACGUAUUAUUGUAUCACGUUGUGAAGUGGAUAUGGGUCAAAUAAAAAGAGAAUUUCAAAGUCUAAAUGGAAAAACUUUAGAAUCAUGGAUACAUGAUGAAAGAUCAAAAGAUUAUCGUCAUUUAUUGUUGGCGCUUAUUGGAGCAUAGCCUCUACUCACAUGGAAAGUGCUCAAUCGAUUUUUUUGAAAUAACAAAAUACACAUUGAAGACACAUUUCUUGCUUUUAUUCUGUUUUUGCUUAUAAAACCCAGAUGAAAUUCGUGCCCAGUACUUUCAUAAUAUUUUUUUCGAAAAAAAUAUUUUUCAUCUAUCUGCUGAUCUGAUCUGAUCUGUUUUUCCCCUGAGAUUUGGUUUACUUAUCUUCUUUUUUGUUUUAGUUAGAUACUUAUUUCAUUUGUGUUGACCGUUUUAAACAAAUAAAUCGAAGAAAUACCUGA